UUUGACAUCAUCAAUGACCUUUGUGCAGCUAUAUUUUUUUACGCAGAUGACAGCUCACACUGCGACAAUAACAAUGUCAAAAGCUGUGAUUUUCUCCUCGAAAACAGCUCCAGUUUGAUGACAUUUCGGUUCAGGAGUGAAGGGCAAUUGGUGUAUAAAUUCAGGGGAACUGCAGGGGUAGUUUUAAAUUAUGAAAUCGGGGGACGAGUGGCGGGAACCGACGGAGAACGAUUCUUCGGGGAACGACAACAUGGCGGCCGCCGUGGCUUCGCUACAAAGGGAACACAUGGAAUACGACAGCACGAUCACGAGCGGUGACGAUGAGCAGCAGUCGGCGGGGGUAAGGCGACAAUCGACGGGGGACAUCCCGUAUGAGGACCUGCCCAGGGCGCUUAUUGCCACCAACAUCCCGGACGAUGUUUUCUGCGAUGAAGUAAAAAAGAAAGCUUUUGAGGACCUUUUCUGCGCUUUUGGGGAGAACGUCCACUUUGUCUACCUUCCAAGUUUCCAGAGAGUCCGAGUGGGCUACGACACGCCCGAGCAAGUAGUCCACGCCCGAAUAGGAAUGCAUCAAAAACAGAUAUGCGGACAGCAAAUUAAACUAUUCUUUUUACAGCCAGUGAAAUUCAACAGCAGUAGUUCCUCCCUGGAACCCCCAAAGCCAACAAAACAGUAUCUCCUGUCGCCGCCCUGCUCACCCCCUGUGGGAUGGGAACAGCCAAAGGAGUCCCAUCCAGUCAUCGACUACGACGUCCUGGCGGCGUUAGCCAACUUAGCACCUGGGGAAGCGCACGAGCUUCACGCGGCCGACAACAACAAGCCGGGGAUCUUCGUCCACCCCUGCGAAGACCCGCCCCCAAAGGGGCCCAAGAUGAAGAUCGAACACACACGCCGACCGGAGCCCAGCUAGUCAGGUUCCCUUACCCCCGGCGCUUUGCCACACGUAUCAGGUUCUAAUUGUUCAGUGAUGAUAGGAACAAGACCAAGCUGGUCCCAGAGCACACAGAAAUAUAUUCAAUGCAUGCGGUUAACAGAAUGGGGCGUAUUUAGCCCAUUCCGAGGUAAUCCUAUACAAUAGCACUGCCAGGGGCUGUCUUCACCACUCUUUAAAUAGUAGUCUCCUUCCAAGGCUGGAUUUGAUUUUAUAUUUUUCUCUUUUGCAGCCAGUCCCGUGACAAUUGCGGUUGAGGUGAAUCAAACCCAGUCUCGGCAAUAUUGGCAGCGCUACCCAGGUAAUUCCAGGCUUGAAUACAGCACGCAUGAGGUAUGCUCGGAAUUUCCUGGGUAGCGCUGCUGAUAUUGCCAAGAUUGCAUUUGGUUCAUCUUGUUGAUCUCGAUCGUCACAGACCGACUGUAUACGGGAAUGAAAUCAAAAUCCAGUUUUGGACAAAGACUAUUCUCCAACCAGUAUCAGUCAGUUGGUCAUCGAGGUGCAAAGUGUACUAUUGGCUGAUAUGUAAUAUAGCAAAUAUUACAUAUUAACCACCUUUCAUCGUCCACAGUAAACCCACAU
This is a messenger RNA of Patiria miniata (bat star), 1513 nucleotides long. Its product is annotated as calcipressin-1-like. The transcript is spliced from 4 exons. The record is from RefSeq and is a predicted model, not a curated record. The coding region runs from base 191 to 910 and encodes 239 amino acids. Gene Ontology annotation, cellular component: nucleus; cytoplasm. Gene Ontology annotation, biological process: calcium-mediated signaling. Gene Ontology annotation, molecular function: calcium-dependent protein serine/threonine phosphatase regulator activity; nucleic acid binding. Lineage: Eukaryota; Metazoa; Echinodermata; Asteroidea; Valvatida; Asterinidae.